Bubalus bubalis (water buffalo) is the source of this 3307-nucleotide messenger RNA. RefSeq names its product dishevelled segment polarity protein 1 (gene DVL1). Gene Ontology annotation, cellular component: cytosol. NCBI's taxonomy places the organism in Eukaryota, Metazoa, Chordata, Mammalia, Artiodactyla, Bovidae. The transcript has 15 exons. Gene Ontology annotation, biological process: intracellular signal transduction; canonical Wnt signaling pathway. The record is from RefSeq and is a predicted model, not a curated record. The coding region runs from base 113 to 2353 and encodes 746 amino acids. Gene Ontology annotation, molecular function: frizzled binding.
GGACGCGGGGGCCUGGUCGCGGCCGGGCCGGGAGCGGCGCGCGGGCGGGGCGCGGGCCGGCAGCGGGGAGGCGCCCGCGUCCGAGGCCCGGGCCGGGCCUGAGCGCCGCGCCAUGGCGGAGACCAAGAUCAUCUAUCACAUGGAUGAGGAGGAGACGCCGUACCUGGUCAAGCUGCCGGUGGCGCCCGAGCGCGUCACGCUGGCCGACUUCAAGAACGUGCUCAGCAAUCGGCCCGUGCACGCCUACAAAUUCUUCUUCAAGUCCAUGGACCAAGACUUCGGGGUUGUAAAGGAGGAGAUCUCUGAUGAUAAUGCCAAGCUGCCCUGCUUCAACGGCCGUGUGGUCUCCUGGCUGGUUCUGGCUGAGGGUGCUCACUCGGAUGCAGGGUCUCAGGGCACUGAUGGACACACAGACCUGCCCCCGCCUCUUGAGCGGACAGGCGGCAUCGGGGACUCCCGGCCUCCCUCCUUCCACCCAGCCCUCCUCGGCACAGCCCGAAUGUGGCCGGCAGCCGCGAUGGGAUGGAUAACGAGACUGGCACGGAGUCACUGGUCAGCCACCGGCGGGAGCGAGCCCGACGCCGGAACCGUGAAGAGGGGGAUCCCAUGGCCAGGCCCCGUCCCUGCUGUCCCCACAGCAGCCCGGACCAAUGGGCACCCAAGGGGGGACCGGCGGCGGGACCUGGGGCUGCCCCCUGACAGUGCGUCCACCGUGCUGAGCAGUGAACUUGAGUCCAGCAGCUUCAUCGACUCGGAUGAAGAUGACAACACAAGCCGGCUGAGUAGCUCCACGGAGCAGAGCACCUCCUCCAGGCUCAUCCGGAAACACAAGCGCCGGCGGCGGAAACAGCGCCUGCGGCAGACAGACCGGGCCUCCUCUUUCAGCAGCAUCACGGACUCCACCAUGUCCCUCAACAUCAUCACCGUCACACUCAACAUGGAGAGGCACCACUUCCUGGGCAUCAGCAUCGUGGGCCAGAGCAAUGACCGGGGCGACGGUGGCAUCUACAUCGGCUCCAUCAUGAAGGGUGGGGCUGUUGCUGCUGAUGGCCGCAUCGAGCCAGGCGACAUGCUGCUGCAGGUGAACGACGUCAACUUCGAGAACAUGAGCAACGAUGAUGCUGUGCGAGUCCUGCGGGAGAUCGUGUCCCAGACAGGGCCUAUCAGCCUCACAGUGGCCAAGUGCUGGGACCCAACGCCCCGCAGCUACUUCACCAUCCCGAGGGGGCCUCUUCUCUGUCCUGUGUUCCACUUCCCCCGACACCGUCCAUCUGUCCAUCUGUUGCCAUGCUAUGGCUGCCCAGCGGAUCCAGUUCGGCCCAUCGACCCAGCUGCCUGGCUGUCCCACACGGCAGCGUUGACGGGAGCCCUGCCCCGCUAUGGUACGAGCCCCUGCUCCAGCGCCGUCACGCGCACCAGCUCCUCCUCACUAACCAGCUCUGUGCCUGGCGCUCCGCAGCUGGAGGAGGCGCCGCUGACGGUGAAGAGCGACAUGGGUGCUGUUGUCCGGGUCAUGCAGCUGCCGGACUCGGGCCUGGAGAUCCGAGACCGCAUGUGGCUCAAGAUCACCAUCGCCAAUGCCGUCAUCGGGGCAGAUGUGGUGGACUGGCUGUACGCGCACCUGGAGGGCUUCCGCGAGCGGCGGGAGGCGCGCAAGUACGCCAGCAGCAUGCUGAAGCGUGGCUUCCUGCGGCACACAGUCAACAAGGUCACCUUCUCAGAGCAGUGCUACUACGUCUUCGGGGACCUGUGCAGCAAUCUUGCCGCCCUGAACCUCAACAGCGGCUCCAGUGGGGCCUCUGAUCAGGACACGCUGGCCCCGCUGCCCCACCCGGCUGCUCCCUGGCCCCUGGGUCAGGGCUACCCCUACCAGUACCCAGGGCCCCCGCCCUGCUUCCCGCCUGCAUAUCAGGACCCUGGCUUUGGCUACGGCAGCGGCAGUGCUGGGAGUCAGCAGAGUGAAGGAAGCAAAAGCAGUGGGUCCACCCGGAGUGCUGGUGGGAGCAGCCGUCGGGCCUUGGGCCGUGAGAAGGAGAGCCGGUCGGCUGGAGCUGGGGGCAGUGGCAGCGAGUCAGACCACACAGCACCAAGCGGGGCGGGUGGCAGUGGCUGGCGGGAGCGUCCCCCUAGCCAGCUCAGCCGUGGCAGCAGCCCACGCAGCCAGGCCUCAGCUGCCGCCCCAGGGCUCCCCCCGCUGCACCCCCUGACAAAGGCCUACUCAGUGGUGGGUGGGCCACCUGGGGGGCCACCUGUCCGGGAGCUGGCCGCUGUCCCGCCAGAGCUGACGGGCAGCCGCCAGUCCUUCCAGAAGGCCAUGGGGAACCCCUGUGAGUUCUUCGUGGAUAUCAUGUGAGCGAGGCGAGAGUGCCUUUGGCCCAGCCCUGCUGUGGGGAGUCCCAGAGUCCUGCUCUUGCAGGAGGGCUCUGCUCCUGGAGCUUGUGUGGGCUUGCCUUAGCGGCCAUCCCAGGUUAGACCUGUGCUUGCUGCCAUGGAGUCUGGGCCUGGACAAAGUGGCAGCAGGCUGGAGGGGAGGGGCUGAGGGCAGCCCAGACCACCGUGAUCUGGAUGGUGGCUCAUCCAUCCCUGGCUGGAGCUGUCAGUGCAGACCCUGGGCAGGAGGGGCAUCUCCCUGUGCUCAGGCAGGUCUGACCCACUCCUCUUGGCGUAUGCCUCAGGGACCCCAGCUUGCCCACAGAGCUGCACAUGGGGCCUCAAACUGAGCUGAGAGGUGGCCACUAGGCCUGGGCCCCACCAGGUUCACAGGCCCCACCCAUCUUGCCUAGGCCAGGAUUGGGGGGGUCCUCUCGGGGUUAGAAUCAUAGCCCCAAGGUCCCUCUGUGGCUGCCCAAGGUAGGGAUCUAAUUUAUUUAUUUAUUGUCUGGCCUGUGUGCUCUGUGGGGUGGCAGCCAAGUCAGCUGUCCCCUACCCCAGCCACCGGAACAGUUUCGUGUGUCCCCCCUGCAGGGACACAGGUCGUGUCUGGAGGUGUGCGGGAAGACAGUGAGGGGGAGGCGGCAGGAUAGGGGACCCUGAGUGGGGGAGGGCCACAGAUGCGCACAGCUGCUGCAGGGGCAGGGUUUAGAGCAGAGGGCAUGGCCAGCUCAGCCUUCCUUGCGAUCAUGGGGUGGCCUCCCACCCACCCACCCACACACGCACACAAACACGUCGCUUCCGUCCGGCGUCUCUGGCCUGCACAUGUCUGCACUGUAGAUACUAUAUCUAGUUGGGAGCAUCAUCCAGAUAGUUAAUAGAGCUGCUUCUGUGUAAAUGCUAUUUUAAACACUAAAAAGCAUUUAAUUUUAUGGGA